UGCCAACUGAUUCACGGGUUCCAGCACACUCCUCCUCUGAUCCUCUCUCUCUCUCUACACAUUUCUUUGAUGCCAAUACUCUCGUCCUCUACAAACCCAAUCAAAAAUCUCUGCAUCUUCUCAUCCAAUCUUUGGUCGCAAGCCAGCUUGUGCAGUUCGUUACGAUCCAAACCUGUCGAUUCAUUCCUUCACUGUCUCUCUCUGACUCGGAGAUCGUCUGACAUUCCAAUGGCGAUCCCUCCUAAGCCGACGUCCAUGGCUGCAACUACUUCCGGAGGUAGUGUGGAUGGCGAGGAGGGCAUCGCGAGGAGGUUCUGGAUCAAAUUCCGCCGCGAGUCGAUCUUUGCCAUGUACACUCCAUUCGUGCUCUGCCUUGCCGCGGGCAAUCUCAAGAUUGAGAGCUUCAGGCAUUACAUCGCUCAGGAUGUUCACUUCCUCAAGGCAUUUGCUCAUGCGUAUGAGUUGGCUGAAGAGUGUGCUGAUGAUGACGAUGCAAAAGUAGCAAUCUCUGAGUUGAGGAAAGGUGUUUUAGACGAACUAAAUUUGCAUGAUUCAUUUGUACGGGAAUGGGGUUCAGACCUUGCUAAAGAGGUAACCGUAAACUCUGCAACAGUUAAAUACACAGACUUUCUUGUGGCAACAGCCUCUGGGAAAGUUGAUGGAGUAAAAGGCGCUGGUAAAAUUGCAACUCCUUUUGAAAGAACAAAAUUUGCAGCCUACACACUUGGAGCCAUGACACCUUGCAUGAGGCUAUAUGCCUUCAUGGGAAAGAAGUUCCAGACUCACGUAGAUCCUGCCGAAGGCAAUCAUCCUUCCAGGAAGUGGAUUGAGAAUUAUUCAUCAGAAAGUUUUCAGGCAUCAGCUCUGCAAACCGAAGACUUACUGGAUAAACUUAGCGUCUCAUUUACAGGAGAAGAGCUUGACAUCCUUGAGAAGCUGUAUUACCAGGCCAUGAAGCUGGAAAUAGAAUUUUUCUGCGCGCAGCCGCUACAUCAGCCUACUGUGAUCCCUCUAGUAAAAGAACAUAAUCCUGCAGAAGAUCGUCUUCUGAUAUUUUCUGAUUUUGAUUUAACUUGCACUGUUGUUGAUUCAUCUGCUAUUUUGGCGGAGAUAGCAAUAGUAACUGCACCAAAAUCCGAUCAGGCUCGACCUGAAAGUCAACUUACUCGGAUGUCAUCCACUGAGCUGAGGAACACAUGGGGUCUUCUUUCAGGACAAUACACAGAAGAGUAUGAACAAUGCAUAGAAAGCAUUAUGCCCUCGGAGAAAGUUGAGUUCAACUAUGAGUCCCUACGUGGAGCAUUGGAGCAACUCUCAGAAUUUGAGAAAAGGGCUAAUUCUAGGGUGAUUGAGUCAGGGGUAUUGAAGGGUCUGAAUCUUGAAGAUAUAAAACGCGCUGGUGAACGGCUGGUUCUUCAAGAUGGUUGCACUGGUUUUUUCCGGAAAAUUGUCAAUAGUGAAAGUCUGAAUGCAAAUGUGCACAUUCUUUCUUAUUGUUGGUGUGGGGAUCUCAUUAGGUCAGCUUUUUCUGCAGGGAGCGUAAAUGCUUUAAAUGUACAUGCGAAUGAGUUCACUUUCGCAGAAUCCAUCUCCACAGGUGAAAUUACUACGAAGGUGGAAUCUCCCAUCGACAAACUGCAAGCUUUUGAUACUAUCCUGAAGGACUAUGGUGAGGACAGGAAGAACUUGAUGGUUUAUAUAGGAGAUUCAGUUGGUGACUUGCUUUGUUUGCUCAAGGCAGACAUUGGCAUUGUUAUUGGGUCUAGCUCAAGCCUAAGAAGAGUGGGGAGUCAGUUUGGUGUAUCAUUUAUUCCAUUAUUUGAUGGUUUGGUUAAGAAACAGAAGGAAUAUGUUGAAGGAAGCUCUUCUAAUUGGAAGGGACUGUCUGGCAAUCUUUACACGGUCUCUAGUUGGGCAGAAAUACAUGCCUUUAUUUUGGGGUGGUAGAGUCAUAUCUUUUGCUCUCACUCAUCAGCGUUAGCUAGGACAGAAUGAAGGAAUCAAGUUCAUGUACAAUUGAACACAAGGAUCCAAGUUGGUGGCUAAUUUUAUUAGGGGCCACUUAUAUGCCGCUGUAUUUCCCUUUUGUUCCCCCAAUAGGGUCAUCCAUUCAGAGAUGUAAUAUCACACCAUCGGCGGGAUAAUUAUGUGAUCAGGCUUGAAGUGAUUCAGCAGCAUGAUCAUUAUUGGAAAGGAGUUGGUGUUAGACAUACCAUUUUCUUUUGGUGAUAUAAUUAUACUUUGAAAUCUAAGUGCUGCUAGAUGAUUUUUCAUAUAUUGUUGCUGUUCAAUAUUUUGGCAGGGAUGGCAAUUUGGAGAAGAAAUAUAUAUAUGUAUGUAUGUAUAUUUUCAGUUACGUUGGUACUUAAACAUGCUUAGCAACUGUUGCGAUUCUCGUCGACCACAAAGUGAAUGCGUUGGUUCAAUCUGUA
Messenger RNA from Tripterygium wilfordii, 2432 nucleotides. RefSeq names its product bifunctional TH2 protein, mitochondrial-like. Gene Ontology annotation, cellular component: cytosol. Lineage: Eukaryota; Viridiplantae; Streptophyta; Magnoliopsida; Celastrales; Celastraceae. The record is from RefSeq and is a predicted model, not a curated record. The transcript has 7 exons. The coding region runs from base 70 to 1947 and encodes 625 amino acids.